Messenger RNA from Entelurus aequoreus (snake pipefish), 597 nucleotides. Its product is annotated as nuclear receptor ROR-alpha A-like. The record is from RefSeq and is a predicted model, not a curated record. Gene Ontology annotation, cellular component: nucleus. Gene Ontology annotation, molecular function: zinc ion binding; nuclear receptor activity; RNA polymerase II cis-regulatory region sequence-specific DNA binding. Bases 68 to 412 code for a protein of 114 amino acids. Gene Ontology annotation, biological process: regulation of transcription by RNA polymerase II. Lineage: Eukaryota; Metazoa; Chordata; Actinopteri; Syngnathiformes; Syngnathidae. The transcript has 3 exons.
CAGCGGCGGACGGAGGAGGGUUUUGCCGUGCGGGGUGAUAGCUGCUCUCUUAUGGACUCGAAGCUUAAUGAUGUAUUUUGUGAUUUCAGCUAUGAAAGCUCAAAUCGAAAUAAUUCCCUGCAAGAUCUGUGGAGACAAAUCAUCAGGCAUCCAUUACGGUGUGAUAACAUGUGAAGGCUGUAAGGGCUUCUUCAGGAGGAGUCAGCAGAGCAAUGCGGCCUACUCCUGCCCCCGCCAGAAGAACUGCCUGAUCGACCGCACCAGCCGCAACCGCUGCCAGCACUGCCGGCUGCAGAAGUGCCUGGCGGUGGGCAUGUCACGGGAUGGUGAGUACGCCACAGCCAAGCAGAAUCGGAGAAGUGGUUUUGAUCAUUUUGUUUGUGCGAUACCUAUGUCGCUGUCUUACUAUUGAGGCUUUCACAUUGGCAAAACUGCAGGGACAAGCGGGUGCUACAACAGUUUGGUUAUGUUUGGGUUUACCUCUGUGUUUUGUGUUUAUUUCCUGUCAGCGGUCUUAUUUUAGUUCCAUUUCCUGCAUGUCUCCCUGAGCGCUAGAUGCAUGGCACACCUGGUUGCAGUUGCCAAUUAGGCUACUAU